This is a messenger RNA of Phlebotomus papatasi, 2255 nucleotides long. RefSeq names its product gamma-aminobutyric acid receptor alpha-like. Gene Ontology annotation, cellular component: membrane; synapse; neuron projection. Gene Ontology annotation, biological process: signal transduction; regulation of membrane potential; nervous system process. The coding region runs from base 688 to 2211 and encodes 507 amino acids. The record is from RefSeq and is a predicted model, not a curated record. The transcript has 9 exons. Gene Ontology annotation, molecular function: neurotransmitter receptor activity; GABA-A receptor activity; extracellular ligand-gated monoatomic ion channel activity. NCBI's taxonomy places the organism in Eukaryota, Metazoa, Arthropoda, Insecta, Diptera, Psychodidae.
AGAAAUUAUAUUGAUGAGUGACUAAAGUACAUCAAUCAAUGCACUAAUUAUCUGAAUUGCAAGUUUGGCGUUAUUUGGCGGGAAAACGAUUAGUGGGGAAGUCUCUUUUCCACCUCUGGUUUGGUAUCAACAAUUUGGUACAACCACAUGUUUGCGCGCGCACAACUUCCGGGAACUUCUCGAAUGUACUGUACUCCACUCAAGACGCCUGGUAGUCUCACUGGUGUGUACUUUUGAAUCACUUCAGUAGCUGAUGGAUUUCCUCGCGGGCACAACACUUUAGUUGGUUAUACCAUUCCUAUCGAAGAACAUCUCAAUGGUUCUCGGGUUAAGUUUCGCUUUCAGAGAGUGAUUUAAUGUUUAGCUGAGAAAAUCCCAGAAUAUGGAUAUUUGAAAUAAUUCCAAAGUACUUCAGUUGAGUCGUGUGCUGUAGCAUAAAUCAAAAAUUGAGUGAAAAAUAGAGUGAAAGACAUUGGUGAAUUGUAUUUUAUGCUUUUAUUGUUGGAAAGUAAUGAAAGAUUGUGAAUUUUCUUUGAGACACUUUGGCUUCAUCAUCAACUUUGGGAAGUGGAAGAGUGACUAAAUGAGGGUGAUUGCGAGGAAUAAGCCGUUCUUAAAACCAUUUUGGUGACACUUUUGGAAGGGGCUGGAGAUGAGGAACCUCCUGGACGCCCUGUGACGUCCGAAAUGGUAUCCUUCUGGCCUUUGGUCAUUCUGCUGGCCUCGUGGACAAUGGGUCAGAUACAACUUACACAGAGGAAUAAUCAUGCAAACAUCUCUGAUCUGUUGGACAAUCUGCUCCGUGGGUACGACAAUAGUGUUCGACCAGACUUUGGAGGGAGGCCGGCUGUAAUUGAAGUUGACAUUAUGGUGAGGAGCAUGGGACCAAUAUCCGAAGUGGACAUGACCUACUCGAUGGAUUGCUACUUUAGGCAAUCCUGGGUGGACCGUAGGCUGGCAUUUCACGCAGCCCAGGAUACCCUGGCACUCAGUAUAUCGAUGUUAGCUAGAAUCUGGAAACCAGAUACGUACUUCUACAACGGAAAACAGAGCUACUUACACACCAUUACAACUCCAAAUAAGUUCGUGAGACUUCAUCAGGAUGGUCGGGUCCUGUAUUCUAGUCGAUUGACCAUUAAAGCUGGCUGUCCUAUGAAUUUGGAGGAUUUUCCUAUGGACGUUCAGAGAUGUCCUUUGAAAUUUGGCUCAUUUGGAUAUACCACAGCGGAUGUCGUCUAUCGAUGGAACCAAAAGCGUCAGGUGGCAAUUGCAGAGGAUAUGAAGCUCUCACAAUUCGAUUUAGUGGAUUGUCCUGCUGAAAAUGUCACAGACACAGUUCUUCACGGAGACACAGCUAAUCAUUCGGCACACAAGACAUACGUCGCUGAGUAUUCCAUGCUGCUGGUGAAUUUCCAUCUGCAAAGACACAUGGGUAACUUCCUCAUUCAGGUCUAUGGACCAUGCAUCCUCCUCGUGGUGCUCUCCUGGGUGUCCUUUUGGCUCAACAGAGAGGCUACAGCUGAUAGAGUAUCGCUUGGGAUCACAACAGUACUUACAAUGACUUUUCUUGGUUUGGAAGCACGCACAGAUCUGCCCAAGGUGCCCUAUCCGACAGCUUUGGAUUUUUUCGUAUUUCUCUCCUUUGCAUUUAUCUUUGCAACGAUUCUUCAGUUCGCAGUUGUUCACUACUUCACCAAGUAUGGAUCUGGCGAGUGUUACUUCAGUGCUGAAGACUUCAAUACGGACUCAGAGACAGAAAGUGAAGACGAAACGACACCUUUGAAGGCAAAUGGGGCUAAAGGGAAGCAAACAUCAACUGUUAAUGUAUCCAAUGGCGCGAAUAUGUUUGAAGUUAUCCCAUUAUCAGUUUGUUCGAUUCCAACUACACCAACUAAAACCACUCGACGAUCUUUCUUAGAGAUUUUAUGCUGCAGAAAAACAAUUGAUAAGGACACGAUUUACACUAUGACACCGAGUACUGCAGGAACAGUUCACUUUCGGCAGGGAUCCUUCACAUCUGUGGCAGCAGAAGGAAAAGUUAGGAGCCAAAAGAGGCGGAAGAAGCAGACACCGCGAUUUAAUUCUGUCUCGAAGAUUGAUCGCGUAUCCAGGAUCGUUUUUCCUCUGCUAUUUUUAGUCAUUAAUUUAUUCUACUGGUAUUUGUAUCUAUCAAGGAGCUCCAGGCUGCCAAACUCUUCUAAUGAUACUUAAUAAAUUGAUUCUGUUAAAAAAUAAAGUUACUAUUACCUGUUUCA